This is a messenger RNA of Morchella importuna, 933 nucleotides long. RefSeq lists its product as uncharacterized. The record is from RefSeq and is a predicted model, not a curated record. The transcript is spliced from 4 exons. Bases 1 to 933 code for a protein of 310 amino acids. Lineage: Eukaryota; Fungi; Ascomycota; Pezizomycetes; Pezizales; Morchellaceae.
AUGUUUUUCAGUCGAGAGCCAAGAUUCACACCAAAGGAUUUACCAGACCUGUCGCACCUGGUGAUCCUCGUCACAGGUGGAAACAAUGGUAUUGGUAAAGAGAGUAUCCUGGCCUUCUGUAGGAAGGGCGCAAAGGUCUACAUGGCUGCCAGGACAGAAUCAAAAGCUCUUGCCGCAAUUCAAGAUAUCAAAUCAAAAGUCCCCACCGCAAAAGUCGAGUUCAUCGAGAUGGACCUCAGCUCUUUCUCUUCUGUCAAGAAGGGCGCCGACGACUUCCUUAGCAAGGAAACAAAGCUCCAUGUCCUGCUCAACAACGCCGGCGUCAUGUGUCUCCCAUACUCCAAGACCGCUGAAGGUUUUGAGAUCCAAUUCGGCACAAACCACAUGGGCCACUUCCUCCUCACAAAGUUACUCCUCCCCAUACUUAUCUCGACUGCAAAGGCCUGCGACCCUGGUACAGUGCGUGUCGUCAAUGUCUCCUCCCUCGCGCAUAAUAAAACCGAAACUAUCACCUUCGACGACAUGCACGACGAGAAUGGGCCUAUCUGGCGCCGUUAUGGUGUUUCUAAACUGGCAAACGUGCUGCAUGCCAAAGCACUCUCAAAGAGAGCAAAGGAGCAUGGCAUCAUCGCGGUGUCACUCCACCCAGGGAUCAUCAACUCAGGACUGUGGGAGAAUAUGUCAGGGAUCACAUCAGCAUUGUGGGGGAUUGCAAAGUACUUUUUCACAACGCCAGAGGUCGGAGCGUAUACCAAUGUUUUCUGUUCAGCGUCGCCAAAGGUGACGAUGGAGGAUACUGGGGAUUAUUAUGUCCCAGUGGGAGUGAAGGGCGCAGGGAAGAUACAUAUACCGAGUCGGGCGGCGAGAGAUGACGAGCUGGCAGAGAAGCUGUGGGAGUGGUCUGAGACGGAGGUGGCGAAGCAUGGGUAUUAG